This is a messenger RNA of Mus caroli (Ryukyu mouse), 2280 nucleotides long. Lineage: Eukaryota; Metazoa; Chordata; Mammalia; Rodentia; Muridae. The record is from RefSeq and is a predicted model, not a curated record.
CCUUCGGCGGUGGGCCCGCGGCUCCGGCACCAUGCUCCGGCUCCUGGGGUUGUUGCUUUUGCUGCUGCUGCCUCCCCCGGGGUCCCCCGAGCCUCCCGAGCCCCCGGGCCUGGCUCAGUUGUCACCGGGGUCGCCUCCCCAGGCCCCCGACUUGCUCUACGCGGACGGGCUGCGAGCCUACUCGGCCGGGGCUUGGGCGCCCGCAGUGGCGCUGCUGCGAGAGGCGCUGCAGAGCCGGGCGGCACUGGGCCGCGCGCGCCAGGAGUGCGGGGNGAGCUGCGCGGCCGAGCCGGGCGCUGCGCUCCCCGCCCAGCUCCUCGGAGCCCCGCAUCCUGUCUCCCGGCCCGGGGUCUGGGAACCGCUGCUCCUGCGCGCCACGCUCCGCCGCGCCGAGUGCCUGACCCAGUGCGCAGCGCGGAGGCUGGGCCCGGGGGGCGCGGCGCGGCUCCGCGUGGGGAGCGCGCUGCGGGACGCCUUCCGCCGGCGGGAGCCUUACAACUACCUGCAGAGGGCCUACUACCAGUUGAAGAAGCUGGACCUGGCAGCUUCUGCAGCACACACUUUCUUUGUGGCAAACCCAACACACCUGCAGAUGCGGGAAGACAUGGCUAAGUACAGAAGGAUGUCUGCAAUCCGACCCCAGAGCUUCCGGGACCUGGUGACGCCCCUAUACUGGGUGAGGUCCUCAGUGCUGGCUGAAAUCUGCCAACUCCAGCCUGUGCAGUUUGAGCGUAUCUGGGUACCGCUCCUUGGCGGCACUGGAUUUCACUGUCAGGACCUCUGGGGACCUCAGCUUCAGGAUGGUGUCCUUUGGCACCAUUGUGCGAAGCUCAGGAGAUGGCUUACUGNCUCCUUCAGCUCUGGUUGCUUCUCCCUUCCCUCUCAUUUUCUCUCUGAUUCCUCUUCUUUGAACUCUGCCAUUGAAGUAGGGAAUGUGUCUCAGGCCAUGGAAAAUGUCCUGAGUGUCCUGCUCUUCUACCCAGAGGAUGAGGCUGCCAAAAAGGCUCUGAAUCAGUAUCAAACUCAGUUGGGAGAACCAAGACCUGGCCUGGGACCACGAGAGGACAUCCAGCGGUUCAUCCUUCGCUCCCUCGGAGAGAAGAGACAGUUAUAUUACGCCAUGGAGCAUCUGGGCGCUAGCUUCAAGGACCCGGAUGCAGCAGAGGCUGGAGCCAGGUCAGGCUACCGUGGCCGCCGCUCUCCUCAUAGUCCUCAUGAACGCUUUGAGGGGCUCACGGUGCUCAAGGCUGCUCAGCUGGCCCGGGCAGGGACUGUGGGCAGGCCAGGCGCUAAGCUGCUUCUGGAGGUAAGUGAGCGAGUGCGGAGUUUGACUCAGGUCUACUUUUCCCCGGAACGGCCACUGCAUCUUUCCUUCACCCACCUGGUGUGCCGAAGUGCCAUAGAAGGUGAACAAGAGCAGCGUAUGGACCUGAGUCACCCGGUUCAUGCAGACAACUGUGUCCUGGACCCCGACACUGGCGAAUGCUGGCGGGAGCCCCCAGCCUACACCUAUCGAGACUAUAGUGGACUCCUCUACCUCAAUGAUGACUUCAAGGGAGGCGAUCUGUUCUUCACGCAGCCCAACGCCCUCACUGUCACGGCUCAGGUCCGUCCUCGGUGUGGGCGCCUUGUGGCCUUCAGCUCUGGUGGCGAGAACCCCCAUGGUGUAUGGGCUGUGACUCGGGGACGGCGCUGUGCCCUAGCACUGUGGCACACGUGGGCACCUGAGCACAGUGAACAGGAGUGGACAGAAGCCAAAGAGCUGCUGCAGGAGGAAGAGGAGGAAGAAGAGGAGGAGGAAGAAAUUCUCAGCAGAGACCCUUCCCCAGAACCCCCAAGUCACAAGCUUCAGCGAGUCCAGGAGAAAGCUGGGAAGCCCCGCCGGGUCCGGGUCCGAGAGGAACUGUGAAUGGCUGAGCCUGCUUCUCAGGAUAAGGCCACUCAACUUGGGAAGGAACGGAUGAGAAGGCCCUGGAGGAUAUCAGGAACAUAGUAGCAUGCCAAGUCUACCAUCUUGGGGACCUACAAGGGCCACCAAGCCCUGGACUCACAAGCUUGCUACACAGACUUAGCCUACAGCACAUCAGGCCCGGGAGCCAGGUCUGGCACCAGCUGAGGGACCUACAAGGUCCCCGGGACAGACAAAGAUCACUAUGCNUCCCUGAAAGGCAUGUGGAGGAGUGCAGAGCAACUGAUUCUAAUAAGAAACACACAGAGGAGACAGGAUCCAUCCUCUUCCAACCUGUGCAAUAAAUAAAGAUCAUGAGGCUCUCCAGCCAA